Messenger RNA from Brassica rapa (field mustard), 510 nucleotides. Its product is annotated as defensin-like protein 295. NCBI's taxonomy places the organism in Eukaryota, Viridiplantae, Streptophyta, Magnoliopsida, Brassicales, Brassicaceae. The record is from RefSeq and is a predicted model, not a curated record.
AUAAGAGAUUAUAUUAAAUUCUGAAAUUUUGAAGAGACUAUAAAUACGAAGUCUAUUGGUUUUGUUAAAGUAUUAGAGGUCUAUUGAAUAUCACCAUAAUAAUUAAGAAUGGCAUCAAAGAUCACAUUCUUCUUUCUCCUUGCUCUCGUUAUCUCUUGUGCAACGAUGGUGAGCAUUCCGACAGUGGAAGCUCAGGUUUUUCUUCCUUGCAAAACAGCUAAAGAUUGUGAAUACCUUCAUUGCUCGAGUGGGACAGGUCAGUGCGUAAAGAGUCAGUGUCAAUGUAGCGGCUCGCUGACUCGUAAAGCUAAAAUCGACAGCUUUAAAACGACGAGUUAUGCUCAGACGUGCAAGGUGACGAGUGAUUGUGACCCUAGUAUGAAACCUUCAUGUGUUUCGGGAUCUUAUAUGUGUUUCAAUGGCUUCUGUACGUGUACUCAUUAAUGCCUAUUUUCAUAUACACUAGAGUUUGACCCGCAUAAAUAUAUAAUUUUGAUAUUAUCAAAAACA